AUGUCCUGGAUCCGUUGCUGCUCCUCCCGACCGUUUGGGACCGUUUCAGACCAUACAAUGCAACCAUUCUACAAUGCGAAAGCACGCAUCGAGAACGAGACCGCCUAUGUGACAUGGAACGCUUUGCAAGUCGACCUGAUGGGCUCGGCACACGUGCACAGCACGAAAACGGAUUGGCGUUUUCUGCAUAUCCCGAGCAAAACCCAAGCCGUAUUUCACGGCGCACAGGCAUGCACACUGUAUCAGUUCAGAGUGGCAUUUCUUCCCAGUGACAUACAAGAUGUGCCCGCGUUCACGUGUGCAUUUACUCCACCAGGUACGGUGAUUGCGUAA
Echinostoma caproni is the source of this 333-nucleotide messenger RNA. Lineage: Eukaryota; Metazoa; Platyhelminthes; Trematoda; Plagiorchiida; Echinostomatidae. The record is from the annotation of a GenBank genome assembly.